Molecule: messenger RNA, 1668 nt
Organism: Anoplophora glabripennis (Asian longhorned beetle)
Lineage: Eukaryota; Metazoa; Arthropoda; Insecta; Coleoptera; Cerambycidae
Product: E3 ubiquitin-protein ligase MARCH3-like
Exons: 2
Coding region: 141-926 (261 amino acids)
Biological process (GO): protein ubiquitination
Molecular function (GO): zinc ion binding; ubiquitin-protein transferase activity
Source: RefSeq, a predicted model, not a curated record
ACAAACGUCUAACCUCAAAUGAUUUAAAUUUAGAAAAUGCACAAAGUACGACUUCAAAUUAAAAACGAGGAAAAAAUAUAUGUUAUUUGUCCAUUUAAUUGAAUUAUGUUAACAUUGAAUUAAAAAUAACGAGAUAGAUUAUGUCAGAAGAAUUUCAGACACCCAAGCAAAUGUCUAUUAAUUCCCCAGGUCCAAAAGUUUCUAUAAUUUCUGUUGCAUGUCGCAUUUGCUACGAUAACGAAAGAGAAGAAGAACUCAUAAAUCCAUGUCGUUGCAAAGGUACAGUAGCUUUUGUUCACCGAUCAUGCCUGGAGACUUGGCUGGGAGAAUCAAACACAACAACGUGUGAAUUAUGUCACCAGGAGUUUAAAACAGAGAGAACGCCACGAUUCUCUUCAAGAGAAUCGAUCUGUAGGUGGUGCUUCACAAAUUCUUCGGGAGGACAAGGAGUUAGAAGUGAUGUAAUAGCAUGCACACUUAUUACUCCCCUGGCUAUCGUAAUCACUUAUGUCUGCCUAUUCUCAUCUGAGUAUUACAACCAGAAAAAGUUCUCAAGCUUACCUGCUGCACGAUGGACUUCAAUUUCAUUGCUCAUCAUGAUCGGUAUAAUGCUUAUCGGCUACUAUAUGUGGGUGUACUCUGUGAUAAGAAUGCAUGCCAGGCUGUGGUACAAUUGGUGGCAAAGAACAUGUGAAGUUCGAUACAUACCACCUAGCACCAUAAAUAUUACUGGGGGAACCCCAUCAACAGUCCUAACAGGUCACCCCAACACGCCUGUACCUAAUUUAAACGAGGGAGAAAAUGAAACUGCUAUUACUGUAUCAGGGGAAGAAAUUAAUCAGCAAGAAGUAAAACGUAGUGACCAUGUUGUUGUUAUCGUCGAAGAUGACGCAAGAGCGGGUACCAGUUUUGAAAGCAUAGUUUGAAUGUAAAAGUUUGCAAUUCCCCUACAUUUAUUCAUUAUUAAAAAUUAAUUAUAAGAAAAUUGGUUUUAGAUUGCUCUAAACUGUUUAUUUCUGUAAUUUAUACAUACAGCAUUUUCAAAAACUAAGAUCUGAGGUCAGAUUGACCAGUAGCAAGCGUUUUCUGAUUUCAGAGAAAUGCGCAUCACAAGUAUUCGAAGCUCGGAUGUAAAAUUUAAUAUAUUAAUUAUCUUUUUUAAGACACUGUUAAGACAAUCUUACAUAUUGGAUUAAUAUGAUCACAGUUUCCAAAAAAUUCUAUAUCGAAUGUUAGACAAAGUGGGAAAUAUCUGGGAAGGUGUCAGACCUCAUAACAAUCAGAAAAAAAGUCCCAUAAUAACAAGUGGUUUAAAAUUCAUUGAGAUACAGGGUGUUAAAUGUUCCACCCCAUUUUCUUUUAUAAUUUUGGAAAGCUGUAUCAUCUGGCCGGCUUGAAAUAAUUCAUUGUUUGUGUUGGGAAAUAUUUUGGAUACCUCAUCAAGGGCGCGGUUGGGGGGUAGUAUAGAACUUAUGAUUGUUUUUAAAAUGAUGUGUCACUUUUUGGCAACAGUGAUACUAUUUUCUUAAAGAAAGAAAUAAUUAGACAAGGUGUUCUUGUCCUUUAAAAUACCAAAAUGUGUAUUAAAAUUAAUAAACUGUAACUUUGAGAAAGGCAUUCAAAAUGUUCUCUUGCUCUGUACACACUUUUGAGCCCUUCUUUCUACAA